Messenger RNA from Williopsis jadinii, 908 nucleotides. RefSeq lists its product as uncharacterized. The record is from RefSeq and is a predicted model, not a curated record. The transcript has 2 exons. Lineage: Eukaryota; Fungi; Ascomycota; Saccharomycetes; Phaffomycetales; Wickerhamomycetaceae. The annotation marks the transcript as partial.
AUACGCAUAACUGUCUCACAAGCACGAUGGUUCUUUCCCCAUUUUUGAUGAGCACAGCUCUCCUAGCUGCUUCAACACUUGUAUCUGCUCUUCCAGCUCCUAAUGCAUUUGCUGAUGCCUACGGUCAAGCUGUCGCUAUGGCACAUCCAGAUCCAGAAGCAUUUGCGUUGGCCAUCUCAGAUGAAGGCACUUGUGCCACUUCGAUUUGUCGUACCUACUGUAAUUUGAUGAUCAUCGGUGGUACACAAUGUACAUCUAACACAACAAAUCCAUAUGCUGGUCCAUACGACACAGACUGUCUGUGCUCUUCAAACUCCAAUUUGAUGAGAAACUAUGCUAAAUGUCUCGACUGUGGUUGGACUCUAUGGAACAACUACGGACCAUAUGCUUCAUCUGCUUUGGCUGCCUGUGACUUGCCAACCGAACCAACAGGUACGCUUUCAUGUUCGACGGCACCAACGACAACGGUUGAAAACUGUAUAGAUGAGGGAAACUGUCUGGUUACAAACGCCCCACCCGCAUCAACUGUGAAGACAACUGCUGUUGGCAAGCCAGCAUAUACUGUUAGAACUACUGGAAAGACCACCUCACUUGCUGCUGAUUUUACAGUGUCCACGACUUCGUCUAAUAGCUUGACUACUGACUUAGGUAAGCCAGCAUAUGUUGUUAAGACCGCUUCGAAGUCAUCUUCUGGUACCACAACACUAGCUGCUGAUUUUACAGUGUCCACAACUUCUUCUGAAUAUUCAUCAACAUUUACAGUGGAGUCUACUGUGGACUAUGCUUCUGCCUCUUUAACUACUAACUUGGGAGCUCCAGCGUAUGCUGUUAAGACUGUUUCAAAGUCGACAUCUGCUCCUUCAGGAUCCACCACUACGCUUGCAGCAGCUUACACCGUUAAAACCACA